GAGAGAGAGAGAGAGAGAGAGAGAGAGAGGCAGGGAGAGGUGGUGGGGGAAGCGGAAGCAUUGGCGGUGUGCAGUGACAAGAGCAUGGGUAUAGGGAUAACAGUAUGGGAUAUGGAUACAGGGCAUCUGCUCCUCCACAUCCCGACUUGUGCUUCUCCCCUUCAUGGCUUGCUCUGCUUGAGCAACCAGUUCCUUGUAGCCUCUCAGGUCCGCAAGCAUGGUUCCUUCGGAGGUGGUGCCAUCUUCAUGUGGCCCUUCAGCAAGCCUCAAUCACCUCUUCGAAGCUAUCCAAUGGAGACGAUUGGACCACUUUCGUCUACAAAGGAUGGUUUAUAUAUUGUUGGUGGAGCUCUUUCUGGGAAUGCCUAUGUUUGGGAGGUAACUAAAGCAUUUCCUCUCCCUUAAAUUAGCUGUGUACUUCUAACCU
Macadamia integrifolia is the source of this 427-nucleotide messenger RNA. Its product is annotated as protein ROOT INITIATION DEFECTIVE 3-like. The record is from RefSeq and is a predicted model, not a curated record. Bases 85 to 405 code for a protein of 106 amino acids. Gene Ontology annotation, molecular function: protein binding. Gene Ontology annotation, biological process: DNA-templated DNA replication; rRNA processing. The transcript has 2 exons. NCBI's taxonomy places the organism in Eukaryota, Viridiplantae, Streptophyta, Magnoliopsida, Proteales, Proteaceae. Gene Ontology annotation, cellular component: nuclear pre-replicative complex.